Stegodyphus dumicola is the source of this 439-nucleotide messenger RNA. RefSeq lists its product as uncharacterized. The record is from RefSeq and is a predicted model, not a curated record. NCBI's taxonomy places the organism in Eukaryota, Metazoa, Arthropoda, Arachnida, Araneae, Eresidae.
AUGAAUCUGAUUAUGAAUGAGGUGAAUGUGAAAACGAAUAAAACUGUGGUUGAUUGGCGUAAUUUUUGUAGAGAAGUGUGUAUGGAUGUAUGUGUGAAAAAGAGUGAGAUGAUUGGAGGUCCUGGUAUGGCUGUGGAGAUUGAUGAAAGCAAGUUUGGUAAGAGGAAGUAUAAUAGAGGCAGACGAGUGAAUGGUAAAUGGGUGUUUGGUGGAAUUGAAAGAGAGAGUGGAAAGUGUUUUUCUGAGGUUGUGGAAGACAGAUCGAGAGAGACUUUGCUGGAGGUUAUAAGGCGAAAAAUUCUGCCUGGGACGAUGAUUAUCUCAGAUUGCUGGAAAUCUUAUGAUUGUUUGAAGAAUGAAGGUUUCCAGCACUUAUCAGUUAACCAUUCGUUGAACUUUGUUGAACCUACGACUGGUGCUCAUACAAACAACAUUGAAA